This is a messenger RNA of Macadamia integrifolia, 1172 nucleotides long. RefSeq names its product 2-hydroxyisoflavanone dehydratase-like. The coding region runs from base 43 to 1029 and encodes 328 amino acids. The transcript has a single exon. The record is from RefSeq and is a predicted model, not a curated record. Lineage: Eukaryota; Viridiplantae; Streptophyta; Magnoliopsida; Proteales; Proteaceae. Gene Ontology annotation, molecular function: hydrolase activity.
AACCCAUAUCCAGUAGCCGUGGAUUCCAGCAACCAAGAAGUAAUGGAUUCCAACAACCAAGAAGUAGCAGAGGAAGUUCUCCCUUUCAUUCGUGUCUACAAAAAUGGCCGGGUCGAGCGACUCAAGGGUUCAAGCUUUGUUCCUCCAUCUCUCAACGAUCCAGAAACGGGUGUCUCAUCAAAAGACAUCGUCAUCUCACCGGAAUCCGGCAUCUCUGCCCGUCUCUAUCUCCCAAAAGAUAACAAGGAGAAGCUACCUCUGUAUGUCUACUUUCAUGGUGGAGGCUUCUGCGUUGAAUCUGCCUUUUCCUUCCUUGACCACAGAUACCUUAAUCACCUCGUCUCCCAAUCUAGCAUUGUCGCCGUCUCUGUCGAGUACCGUCUUGCCCCAGAACACCCUCUUCCAGUCGCCUACGAUGACUGCUGGGCCGCAUUUCAAUGGGUUGCGGCCCAUGCUAGAGGUGGCGGAGAUGAUAAUACCACAAUCGUCGCCGCCCCAGAAACCUGGUUGACCACUCACGCAGACUUUGAUCGAGUCUUCGUGGGUGGCGACAGUGCUGGAGGCAACAUAGCCCACAACAUAGCCUUGCGUGCAGGCAAGAAUGACUUGCCUCAUGGUUUUAAAAUCUAUGGAGCUCUCCUAGUUCAUCCAUUUUUUUGGGGAUCUCAGAGAAUUGGGUCAGAAUUGGCUGCGGAUCCCAAUCGUAGAGAAAUUCAGGAGAGUCUCUGGAAGUUAGUUGCACCGUUUAGUUCUGGAAUUGAUGAUCCGAUGAUUAAUCCGGUGGCGGCUGGUGCACCAAGCUUAGCGGAGAUAGGAUGCUCGAGGGUGCUUGUUUGUGUUGCCGAUGGGGAUGUGUUCAGAGAUAGGGGUAAACUUUAUUGGGAAGAGUUGAAGAAGAGUGGAUGGAAGGGAAAGGCGGAGUUGUUUGAGAUUGAAGGAGAGGGUCAUGCUUUCCAUAUCUACAAUCCGGUUUGUGAGAAUGCUGUAGUUAUGAUCAAACGUAUGGCUUCUUUUCUGAAUUCCAAUUGAGUAGAAAUGUAAGUUUCUCUUUUCUUUAUUUUGUGGAAUUGUUGCUUUUCCUAUUUUAUUAGUGCCUUAUAAUGAUAGAUCUUAUCUUAUUGUGGAAUGGUUGGCUUUUCCUUUAUGAUGAUAGAUCUUAUCUUAUUGUGGAA